Uncinocarpus reesii 1704 is the source of this 303-nucleotide messenger RNA. RefSeq lists its product as uncharacterized. The record is from RefSeq and is a predicted model, not a curated record. Bases 1 to 303 code for a protein of 100 amino acids. The transcript has a single exon. NCBI's taxonomy places the organism in Eukaryota, Fungi, Ascomycota, Eurotiomycetes, Onygenales, Onygenaceae.
AUGGACUUUCAGCCUCCAUCUUCCUCAGCCAGUCGUGAAAAGGGUUUUUCUCUCUCUCAAAAACUCAAAAUCCCAACGAGCGAGGAUGUCGUACGCCAUGUUCAUCCCUUGCGCAAGAUCAUCGCUGGAGGGCUCUCGGUCAAGAAGAACGCAGUGGUUCAGUGCAACACGCAAUGGUUCCCAAUGCCCUCCAUCCUCCCGUUCUCCCUCUAUAGACUUUGCCUGCGGAAGAUUGCAAACCCCAACCCGUCAUGUCCGGUUCGCACGAGGAGCCAUGCCCAACGGGGCCUUCCCCCCUUUUGA